AUGCCGGAGCAGUCUUCUUUACCUCAACCGUCUCUUAUGUCUACUGAAUACUCGCUUCCCGUUCUUUCAACUGCUUAUCCCGAACUUGAAAACAAACAUGCGUUGAAAUCACCGUCGUGGGAUACUUCUAAAGCUCCCAAUGGCUCAAAGCUUAAGGAUAGCUCUAUUUCUUCUUUGCCUUCUUCGAUGACGGGUUCUGACGGUUAUGUUGGAUAUGGUGCUUUUGGAAACCGUUCCAACAGCUUGUCGCGUAAUCCCAACCUUGCUGGCUAUUCUUUUGCAACUUCCACUUUUUCUCCCUACCAAUUUUUCCAUUCCUCUUCAUCCCCGAUGGCCCCACAGCCGACUUCCAGUCCUUCAUUCUCAUCGGGCUCUGGAACCGUUGCAGCACCCGUUCUCUCAAAUGGACUCGGAGCCACUUGUUUAGCAGGUCCAGCGACACCAGCAGCUCCCCCUGCUCCCACUGGCCCUGCUCCUUCUGGCCCUUCCUACUCUAGACUUGGGUCCAAGCAUUUGUCUUCUUCCAUACUUCAAAUGAAUACUACAAUGGAUGAUAUCCCUGUUCUUUUAAGACGGCCAAAUUUGUCAUCUUAUCCUUCUUCGUCUCCUUCUUCAAACCAAGCUUCUAGGAGAAGUCUUUCUGUGUCAAAUUCAAAUUUAAAAAAACCUAUCUCUAGCCCUUUUGCCUCGAACUCCAGUGCUGCAACACCUUCCCCUGCGAACGCCCAUAGGCUUUCGACUCCCACGUUGAGUCCACGUCUUAAUCCCGUGACCUCUGCCAAUACUGCCCCUCCCUACAAUGGCGAAACCACCUCUUACCCAUCCUCGAAAACUUCAUCUUCUUUCCAGUCAUUGCGCUCUUCAGGAUCACCGUUUUUGCCUGACACCUUUACUCCUUCCUUAACUGCUUCUUUUACCUCAACGGCCAGUUCUGGAAGUAUCGACAGUGCUCCCCCUCUUCCUCCCAAUGCUUCAGUGGUACCAGCAGCAGGAAUCCCAACCACCUUACUAGAUCCUUCUGCAUUGUGUGUUCCUGCUUACAUGCCAGAGGAAGCAAACGCUCAGCCUGCUGUGUCUUCUAACCUUGCUCCUUUUUCGUUUCCGUCUAAUAACAUCCUAUCGUUUUGCAAGGAUCAGCAUGGCUGUCGAUACUUACAACGACUUUUAGAAAAGAAGAAUCCCGCGUAUGUUGAUGUUGUUUUUAACGAAACACAAGCUUAUCUUCCUAUUCUAAUGGUUGACGCUUUCGGCAACUACCUUUGUCAAAAAUUGUUUGAGCAUGUGUCCGAUGCCCAACGUUCUACUUUUGUUCAAAUAAUAGCACCAAAGCUUGUUCCCAUUUCUUUCAAUAUGCAUGGAACAAGGGCUCUUCAAAAAAUUAUCGAUUUGGUUUCAUCACCCGAUCAAGUCUCGUGUAUCGUGGAUGCACUCAGACCGAAUGUUGUAAUGCUUACAAAAGAUUUGAAUGGAAAUCAUGUCAUUCAAAAGUGCCUCAAUAAAUUCUCUCAUGAAGAUUGCCAGUUUAUUUUCGAUGCCAUCUGCAAUGACCCAGUCGAUGUAUCUACUCACAGACAUGGCUGUUGUGUGGUGCAACGUUGUUUUGAUCAUGCAUCUCCAGCUCAAAUCGAACAGUUGGUGCAACACAUUAUACCUCAUGCUUUACUCCUUGUCCAAGAUGCAUUUGGAAACUAUGUUUUGCAAUAUGUAUUGGAACUUAACGAUCCCUCACAUACUGAAACAAUUGUCAAUCACUUCGUCAGUAAAAUCCGUGUCUUGUCAACACAAAAAUUUAGCUCUAAUGUUAUAGAAAAGUGUAUUUUUUACUCACCUUUCCCUUUAAAGGAAAAGUUGAUUGCUGAAUUGAUGGAUGAAAAAUUCUUGGCUAAAAUGCUCAGGGAUUCUUUCGCAAAUUAUGUCAUUCAGACUGCCCUGGAUAAUGCUGAUCCCAAGCAGCGUAUCAAGCUGGCUGAACGUAUAAAGCCACUUAUACCUAGCAUCAAAAACACUCCCUGUGGUCGCCGUAUCAUUUCAAAAUUAGAGCGACAACGCCCCAAUUUAAAGGAAAAAGAAUAA
This is a messenger RNA of Schizosaccharomyces osmophilus, 2073 nucleotides long. It is a transcript of the gene puf4, whose product is annotated as pumilio family RNA-binding protein Puf4. The record is from RefSeq and is a predicted model, not a curated record. The transcript is spliced from 3 exons. Gene Ontology annotation, cellular component: cytoplasm. Gene Ontology annotation, biological process: post-transcriptional regulation of gene expression. The coding region runs from base 1 to 2073 and encodes 690 amino acids. Gene Ontology annotation, molecular function: mRNA binding. Lineage: Eukaryota; Fungi; Ascomycota; Schizosaccharomycetes; Schizosaccharomycetales; Schizosaccharomycetaceae.